Molecule: messenger RNA, 2358 nt
Organism: Schistosoma spindalis
Lineage: Eukaryota; Metazoa; Platyhelminthes; Trematoda; Strigeidida; Schistosomatidae
Source: the annotation of a GenBank genome assembly
GUCAGAUACUAUCACUAGUCGAAAUCAGCGAUCUGGUGAAUCUUUGGGAAGUUUCCAAGGACUUUCAAGUUAUGAUUGAAAAAUACUGCAACAGUAGUCUAUGUUCUCAGUUAUUGCAGUUUUACGACCCACAUAAUCACGAACUACACUCAGCAUUCAGUUUUAGAUUCACCGUUACGUUGUACAAACAUGCUGGAAGUCUAUUUCGUAGAAUUUAUCAAUAUCAACCGCUUUGCCGUAAACUCCAGUUUUUGGAGUGUAAUUUACGUAGACAUAUGCCGAAUCUAGAAAAAUUUUCCAGUACUAGUAAAAAUCUACAGGAACCAGACUAUUAUCCGAGCACCUGCCCCAUCGGUCCUUUAAAAUGUUUGGCUUUACUUUUGUAUGGCGUUUUCUUGAAAGAGUUUAUCUUUGGGUGGCCAGAGCAAAAUAUUCAGCGUGUUUUUCACACUCUUGUGCAUGUAUGCUUUAAUGAGAACUUCUGGUUUCGCCUAUCAAGUUUGAUCUGUCAAAGACCAGGUGUAGAUCCUCAAUCUGAACUGACACUUCGCCUUUUCCUGAGGAAAACGUUUUUAGACCCUAAUGCGUUACCACAAAUGUAUGAUGAGAUCAACUCAUCAUCGUCAUUCAUUUCCAAUACUAAGCAAUGUUUAUCAUCGGAUAACUGUUCCUUAACUAUUCAAUAUGACACACUUCAAAAUCUACAUCCAGCUGAAGCCCAUUCAAAGACUUCCUGGACCCGUGAAACAAUCAGUUACCAUGUAUCACCCAGAUAUCCCUCUGAUAAUGUCCUACUGACUUCAGUCUCCUCAUCUAGCAGUUAUAGUGACAACGGAUUUUCAUCGAAUGAUUUGUUAACAGUCACACAAUUACCGCGUGCUAUUUCAGGAUCUUCGUUAUCAUCACUUCCAACCCUGGUCACGCAGAAUUUACCAGCUUCCUCGAGUAAACUGACAAAUAAUUAUUUCUGGCCAGCUUCAAACAAUUUGAUGAAGAUUCUCCAUUCUUAUUCGUACACUCAUCAAGCCAGAAUUUUAUUUAUAUUGUAUGGACCAUUACAUAGAGGAAAUCUUAUGUGGCGUACAAUGUGUGAAAACACAGCUGCUGAUUCUCAACAAUUAUCUGCUUGUUUUGGCGAGCUUGGAAGUGUUUUGUCAAAUAUGUUACAUUCUGGUUUAUGGACACCUGACGAUAUCAUCAAUAUAAUUGAUCAAAUUACAAUAACACCCGAGAAUUGGUUAGCAGAAAAUGUUGCGUGUCUAUUGCAUACAUCAGGUCCAGAAAUAGCGUUACUUUCUGUGACAAAUAAAGCCCGCAGUGGAAAAACUGCUGAAGUUGCUGUUACUCUCACUUCAUUAUGCUUAGUUCAGGUGAAAAUUCGUGAAAGAUUAACAGAACUUAUUAAUCUUGUCAGCGCCACAUUUCAAGCCACAAAAGAAAAAGAUCGAACUGCUUUUCUAGAUCAGUUAGCUCGAUCUUUUCAAGAUGUUAUAGUCGAUCUGUAUGAAACUGAUGAACUAGAAGAACGAGUCGAAGAUUUUUCCACUAUACUAAGAGCACAAGCAGAGUUCAUGCGUGCGCUUAUGGCACAUAUAUACGAGGAGUGAUACAUAAAUAUCCACUUGGCAAAUUUGAUUUUACUGCGGUGUUUUCACCAAAUGUUUUUUUCAUCGUUUAACUUUGUUUCGAUGAUAAUGUCAUUAAUUUCCUUUCUGCUAUUUUAGAGUUAUGAAUGUUAGUUCAUACCCAAAAUUGUUAUUGUUGGCUUUUUCAUUUUUUUUUUUUGCACAGAUGUUGACUAAUUAUUUUUUUAACCUAUUUUGAAAUCUUUUACCUAUUAUUUUACACGUGUUACGAACGGUUCAGUUUUUUUUAUUAGGAAACACUUCUAGUUCUGAAAAAUUCUUAUUUAAUAUAAUGGAAUGUGUUUGAGACAGUAGUUGCCCCCGAUAUUGGCGACCAAGAGAAUUAAUUUCCGCUGCAAUCGAAAUCUAGUUAUCAUAGAUAUACUUUGAAAAGAAUAGACGAGAACAAUGAAGAAAUGCUUAGGAGGGACAGUUAAAUCAAGCCUCAAAUGUGGAAAAUGUGUACAACUGUGUAAGUAAUUGAUUUUCGGGCAUAACUAUAGCAAACUGCCACAGAUAUUUAUUCGAUCGGUAGAAACGGCAAAAGCACCAACCUAUAUAGCUUUUAGAUUCAUUUAACUUACCUACUUGCGAGCUCAAGGUACUGACUUCAAUUAUAUCUAGCAGUUUAACUUAAUGAAUAUUCAGAGGGUUUUGGUAGAACUCGUCUUUUAAUCCAUAUUGGCUGCAGUUUUUUGUUAUUUUAUUUGAACACAUAAAUAUUAGUACAAGA